AUUACAUAUAAUAUUUUGCCCAGUCAGUUGUUUGACUGGAUUUGUUCCACCUUGGACGAAACUUGCUCUCAUUCGAAAGUAGCACAUUUCUACCGACUUUUUGCCGAACGUGGCAACGGUGUUCAACGGCAAGUGGUGGAUGCGUACACAGAAUUUACAAAUAUCUGGUGUUUGUUGGUGUGCACAGUGAAUUUGUUGCGAGUAUUCAAAAGUGUUUUCAGGUUGUUUUAGCGGCAAUUAUAGCAUUGUUAUCUUUGAUAGACAAUUUUUAAAGACAAUGGGAUGUCGGAAGCGCAUUCUUUGUGGAGUUAGCAGUGAAAAAACUGAGGCAACCUUCCACAGGUUUCCUAGUGAAAAGAAAAACAAGAAGAGAGGUGCACUAUCCUCAAUAUUGACAUAAAUGAUUUACCACUUCAUGCCUUUAUUUGCGCAAAUCAUUUUCACAAAAGAUAUUUAAUAGAAGGCAAAAGAACUCAACUAAAGCAUUCAGCAGUUCCAUCAGUAGAACCUUUGAGGCAAACAGAGUAAGUCCUAAAUUAUAUUUAGCUAUUGGAUGAAAUGGAAUAUUUUGUUGCUAUACUUUUACUUAUCUAUUUUAAAGUGAUUCCAGUGAUGAGGAGAAUGAAAUCAAUCUUGCCAAGAAAAUUGCCCUAAGCCAUUCAAAUAGUGAACAACUGGAAAGCAGGGAUCUACCUAGAGAACAAAUAAAGUCACCAGAAGUAGCAACAGAAAUGGUAUGUGAAUACAGUUUUCCUGAACAAGAUCGAACAACAGAUAGUAGCACCCUAUCAGCUUCGCUGUCAGGUACCCAGUCAUUAUCUGAAACCGCUACAUUAAGUGCUUCAAAAUCAGGUACUGGAAGUAUCCCAGUGACACCACAGUCCUGUACCCAUACCUCAGAAUUAGAUAUGAUAAUGAAAACAAAACCUAUUCGAUACUUCGGCGAUAUACGUUAUACUGAUUUGGAAAACCCACUUAAAAGGCCAAUUUGCUGGAAGGUCAUUCAAAACACGUAUAAGAAACAAAGAAAGAGAAUUGACUAUUUACGAGCCAAAUCAGGAAGACAAGCAAACAAAAUUUGGUCUCUUCAAGCAUUGAUAAACCAUUUGAAGCGAAUAAAUAUGAUAUCGGAGAAUGCUCAACACAUGCUUGAUGUAAGUGAUUACAUGUUUAUUUUUUGA
Molecule: messenger RNA, 1181 nt
Organism: Acanthoscelides obtectus
Lineage: Eukaryota; Metazoa; Arthropoda; Insecta; Coleoptera; Chrysomelidae
Source: the annotation of a GenBank genome assembly